AUUGCGCUUUAUUCGCAACUGGCGACUCUUUUGUAUCGACUGAGAGAACAUUCGCUAAGCGAAAGAUGGUGCCACUGAAAUGUUUCCAACGUUUUCAAAUAGUACUUCCACAGCUGCUAACACUCUUUAGAGGAAGCUACAAAAAUAUUUUCACGAAGAAGUCACCAAAUCUUCCUUGAGUAAGACAAUAAUGUCCUUGAAACAGGUGAAAUAAACCAUCAUUAUCAAGCGGAUGAGUAAUUCUCACCGAUCUGUUAUCUCUGUGGGCAACGAGAAGAAAAACAGUGGGAAAAAUUUUAUACCAUGACAAAAUUUUCGCUAAAUAAGCUCAGGUGGAGAAAUGUAAACUCUACAACUCUGCAAUGCAAAUUAUAUGGCAGGAAAUCCCUGUGGACGUGGUCAAUUGAUGUAAUUUAUGUGUGCUCCUGGUACGAGGAAUAAUACAUCAAAAAUAUUGUCAACAGGGUUUUCGAAUUUUUCUCGCAAUGCUUCGGAAACAAAUUACUGGUCUGAAAUGAAUGUAAUUAUAUCCUCACGAGGUAUGAGAAACACCAAACAUUUUCCACGAUGAGUCAACUAAUCUAAAACCUAUCGUUUUUCUUGGACUCGGAACUUGAUUAUGCUCUUUCUGGAAACAGCAGUUCAGGUUCGUCACAUCGACAGAUAGUUAUUGACAAUUCUCAUUGAAAUAUUUGUCAAAUCGUAUUUCACUCAGCAAAAGGACAAUGAGAUUUCUAGUUUCAUUCAUUCUUUGGACGAUCAUCAUUGCUCUCCUGAUACUACUUUCUCAUGGAACUAAAAACUAUGGUCCUCUAAUCAAGAAUAUCCACGCUAAAUAUGGAAAUUCUGGAGUAAUCGUAGUUUCUUCGACAAGUUAUCUCUCGUUUGAAAAGACAACGAUCUGGCACGAAACAUACAGAACAUUAUCUAAUGAGGGAAUAUCGACACUUAUCAUAGAUUUCAGCCAAUUCGAGGAGCGUUUAAAAGUCUAUAUUGAACGCACUCAUCGUCCGUUCGUUGUCAUUCACAUCGAUACAAUGGAAGCAUUGUACAGCUUUGAAGUUAUCGCCCAUAAUUUACAAAUGGGCUAUCCUCAUUGGCUAAUAAUUUUUGACAGCGAUGCUGAUCCUAGGGUCUGUGAAACGUGUCGUAAUCUACAUGGAAAUAUAUUCAAUCUGAAUUUCGACUCGAAAGUACUCAUUUCCUGCUGCAAAUCUACGAUGAUUGAAGAAUGGUGGAGUAUCGAUAUGAAACGGGUAAAAACACAGGAAAUUGCUCGAUUCAAUAAUGAAAAUUUCGAAAUUGAGUGGUUCACUGAUGAAGUACUUAGUCAAAGAAGACAUUCUAUGGAUGGACAAAUAUUACGUAUCGCUGCAGUUGUGGAAGCGAAAACCAAAAAACCGAACGAUGACAAUCUUUAUGGAGUUCCAGGGGAAAUGCUCAAAAGUUUGUCUGCAGCAAUGAAUUUUACAGCUUCAAAAAUUAUCUGGGAGGUCCAGCAUGGAACUUCUAGGGCUGAAAUUUCAACACCGACAGGAAUUCUUGGAACAAUAUAUCGUGAUGAAGCUGAUUUAGCUAUAUCUGGAAUUGUUAUGGUCCAAACCCUAAACCGUUUCAUUCGUUUCACGACUCCUGUGCUGACUGGAUAUUACCAAUUUCACUUCAAAGAUUUAGAGGCUGCCCAAUUAUCUUGGAACGCUUAUUUGAAGGUAUUCACUGCAGGUGUGUGGAUGGUUAUCGUCGGUCUAAUUAUAACAACACCUAUUGCUUUGACUUUAAUGGACCUCCUAUGGAAUGGAAAGAAAGACCAUUUUUUUCCUCUUCUCUUCAAAUACUAUUUACGUGUUUGGGGAAUGUUCUGUCAACAAAGUUUACAAGACUUCCCCACUGAAACACAUCUGAGAAUUUUUUAUACAUCACUAAUGAUGUCGACGCUGAUUAUCUCAAGUGCAUACAGUGCCUCAUUAAUGAGUACGUUUGCGAUGUCUUCAUCAUAUGCACCAUUCAGGUCAAUGGAAGACUUUGUUAACGAUGGAGGUUACAAGUUCAUAGUUGUAAAAAACUCUUCAUUUUAUGAUGCAUUCAAGUAUUCCAACGUAACUAUCAUGAAAAAGAUGAUGUCCCUUAUGAAACCCAUCAACUUGCUUCCCACAAGCUACACGGAAGGAUUUCAGCAGUUAUGCGAUGAAGAGGUAGCUUUUUUCACUCACGAAUUUUCUAAACGUUCUGAAGUAACCCUACCGUGCAAAAUGACUUCCGUAUACGUCGGCAAUAUACAAACCUUGGCGAUGAUAACGCCGAAGAAUAGCCCGUACAUAGAGCAUUUCAAUUACCAUAUUCGAAAGAUCAUCGGCAACGGAAUGAUGAGACAAUGGGUGAUUAAGCAUUACGUUACGCACCCAUCAAGGAAUAUCAGUUAUCAAGCUAUCCAGCUGCAAGGAAUCGUACCCCUUAUAUGCAUCCUGGCUGUUGGAAUUUUACUUGCCGCGAUAAUUUUCAUGUUCGAGAAAAAUUGGUAUCUAUUUGCGAAGAAAUUGUCUAUUACUAAUAAACGAGGAACAACGAUUAAAAGAACGUCCCCGUUAAUUGAACGAGUACAAUCCAUUAUCAAAAUUGAAUGAGGGGAGCUUGUAUGAUCUACACGACGUUGUCCACACCUAACACUCUACAUGCAGACAUCCCUAGCACAGUAUUGAAAAAAACACAAGAAUUUGAAUUUUCAACGCUGCAUUUUAACAUUUCACAGCAAUUGUGAUACAAAUAAAAAUAAUAA
Messenger RNA from Diachasmimorpha longicaudata, 2773 nucleotides. Its product is annotated as probable glutamate receptor. Gene Ontology annotation, molecular function: ligand-gated monoatomic ion channel activity. The coding region runs from base 726 to 2621 and encodes 631 amino acids. The record is from RefSeq and is a predicted model, not a curated record. NCBI's taxonomy places the organism in Eukaryota, Metazoa, Arthropoda, Insecta, Hymenoptera, Braconidae. Gene Ontology annotation, cellular component: membrane. The transcript is spliced from 10 exons.